This is a messenger RNA of Trypanosoma cruzi, 3114 nucleotides long. RefSeq names its product DNA repair helicase, putative. The record is from RefSeq and is a predicted model, not a curated record. Gene Ontology annotation, molecular function: DNA binding; DNA helicase activity; ATP binding. The coding region runs from base 1 to 3114 and encodes 1037 amino acids. Gene Ontology annotation, cellular component: nucleus. Gene Ontology annotation, biological process: nucleobase-containing compound metabolic process; establishment of sister chromatid cohesion. Lineage: Eukaryota; Euglenozoa; Kinetoplastea; Trypanosomatida; Trypanosomatidae. The transcript has a single exon.
AUGUAUGAUGCCGGUUCCUUUCGUGUGCCUUUCCCCUUUCAGCCGUACCCCCUGCAGCUGCAUGCGAUGGGGGCUAUUCGGGACGGCUUGGCAGGAGGGGACGUCGUUGUACUUGAAUCACCCACAGGGACAGGCAAGACGCAAGUUCUUCUCAACAGUGUGCUCUCGCAUGUGUUUGAACCCGUCCUGAACACUGAAGGAGAGGAUACAGCAUCGCUACAGAAGCGGAGUUUACCGUCUCUGGAAAACGCAGCGCCACCGCCUCCCUCAGCAGAGGUGGUUGGACGCGGUCACAAAAGGCAGCGGAGGCAAACGACAAGCGUCAAUCAACAAAUGAAGGACGUUACUAACGAAGUCGACGAAGACGCGUUCUUGUUGGAGCAGAACACAUAUGAGGAGGCCUGUGAACGACAGCGUCAGCAUAAAAUAAUGGGUGGCGCAUCAUCAUGUUUCUCGUCAAGUUCUUCAUCUAUAGGAAGUGUUAAGGAGGAGGAAGAGAAUGUUGCUGAGUGGAAGCCUUUCUUGUUGAGGCUGCAAAAACCGAAAGUGUACUUUUCUAGUCGCACCCACACGCAGCUCCAACAACUCACCGAGGAACUCCGUCGCACCGUAUUUGCAAAGUACCCUGUGCGUCCUCGUCGUCGACAGCAUGUUGCCAUUGGUAGUGAGCAAAUGGAGGAGCCGUUGGAACCUGCUUUGGAUGAGGCACCGCACAUGCUCCGAUACGUUCAUGUUGCUGGACGACAGCAGCUUUGCAUAAAUUCCCUUUUAACGAAUGCAGCAGGAAACAACAACGAGCGCUUGAACGAGCUGUGUCUGGAAGCAAUGAAAUAUGAAUACUCCAAAGAGGGCCGUGAAGCGCGUAAAGAGCAUGAAAUUAGAAAUAAGUGCUCUUCUCUCCCAGACAUUGAAGAGAAUGUUCCGUUGGGCGAAGUGCCGAAGGGAUGUGGCUACUGCCGGAGAGAGCGGUUGAAGAUUCUAAGGGACUACGUCGAUAUUUCACCCCGGGGAAUUUCAGAGAUGCGGGAAAUUGGACAGAGAGUUGGUGCUUGCCCUUUUCUCGCGACCCGCGAACUGCUUCGUGGGGCGGACGUUGUUCUGAUUCCCUACAGUUAUCUGGUGUCGCCCGAGAUGCGGUACGCGUUGCUCUCGGGAACAGCAACGAAUGAGUGUGAAACGGUGGCCAAUAUGGAGGAAGUAACGACCGAUCAGGGCCUCGAUGGGAACGCGGCUGCGUCACACGUGCAUAAUGACAUGACACUGAGGAGGGGGUCCAUUUUACCUCCCAAUUUCACUGGUGAUGUGAUUGCUGUGGAUGAGGCACACAAUCUUGUGGACUUCUGCCGCAGUGCCACGUCCAGCACGGUAUCGGAACCAGACUUGUCGCUGGUGCGUCGACUACUGGAUGCGUACUACACCCGCUACGAGAAGCGGCUUCUCACACGCAAUAAACAACGUAUUCGCGAGAUGGUGCUGUUUGUCGAUAAAUUAUUAAGGUACCUCCAUAUGAAGUCCGUGACGCAAACAAAUUCAGUGGCGGCAGAGGUGUGGAAUUUUUCUUCUUUUGUUUUUGAUGCUCAUGUGGACAACGUAAAUGUUUAUCGCUUUUUGGCUUUUUUGAAUGAGAGUCGUCUUUUAACGAAACUGCACGGCUUUGUGGCAUUUCUGUCCAUGCAGAAAAAGGAGCAUGCAGAGCAGAAACAGCAUGUGCCAAUUCCAUUAGGGCCAAUUAAGCAGAACGGUGGAAUCAGUCAUUCCGCAGUGAGUGAAACCUUCCGUGAUGGAUCAAAUAAUUUGUCUCUUUUGGCCUUUGAGUAUAACUCCAAGUCCGUGACGAGUGCAUUGUACCGAUUUGAUGCUUUUUUGCGAUGGUACAGCCGCUCUGAUGAGCAUACACGCGUCGUGUUGCGUCGAGUACCGGUGGAGAAGGAAAGCGAGUCAAACGAGGCGGUUUUACUUCAAUUGCUGCAAUUGGAGCCUGGGACACAUACAUUCUUCCCCUUGUUACGGCAAGUGCAGGCGGCUGUGCUGGCUGGUGGCACCAUGAAGCCAAUGGCCCUGACAUGUGACUUGCUAUUACGACCUCCCAACCCACAUGUUGCUCCUUCAGCCACCACAGAGGAAAAGAAGAGCAUGAUGAACUUGGAGAACAAACCGGGACAGUCCUUGACGGAGAAGAAAGUCUUUUUUAUCGAGGAAGGCCAUAUUGUACCGUCGUCCUCCAUUGCGGUGUUUACGUUGGGUUCUGGUCCAAGUGGGCAUCGUGUGGAGCUUCAACAUGCGACGCGUCAUCAGUGGAAUCGUCAGUUUGAAGAAAUUGCCGCCGCUUUACUGAAUUUCUGCCGUGUCAUACCCGAUGGGAUGAUUGUUUUUUUUGCCUCGUAUGAUGUUGAAGAACUCUUUCAUGGAUUCUUACAAAGGAGCGGGUUUUAUGAUAAAAUUAACGAGGUGAAACGUAUUUUCCGUGAGUCGGGUCGUUUGGCCUCUUCGAAAGUCGCUACUAACAGCGGUGUUGAAGGGAAGUCAUUGUCCCAUGCUGUGGAUGUUAUGCUGGCGGAAUACACCCGAUGGAUUGGCACGGAGGGUUCGGGAGGGGCACUUUUAUUUGCCGUCAUGGGCGGGAAGCUUUCAGAGGGCAUUAAUUUUAACGAUGAACUUGGCCGCGCUGUGAUUGUUGUGGGACUGCCGUACGCCAAUCCAAGUGAUGUUGAGCUGCAAUUGUAUCUAAGCCACAUCGCCAAUACACGUCUGCUGAGAGAUGCAGGCUUUGCGGCAUCCAAGACGCUGGCUGUGGAUACCGUUACGAUUGACAGAUCUGUCCCAUUUAAUUCCUCUGCAGAGUGGAGCCUCUUCACAGAUCUCUGCAUACGCACUGUGAACCAGAGCAUGGGUCGCUGCAUUCGUCACGCGGAUGAUUACGCCGUUGCUAUUCUUUUUGAUGCACGUUACGGGGAACGGCCCGAUAUACGACGCCGUAUUGCGUCGUGGAUGCAGCCCUCCAUUCAUGUGAAUCGCAACUUUGGUGAGUGCUUCAGAGGCGUGCGAGACUUCUUUUUGGCCAGGCGGCUUGUCCCUGUUGCGGAGAAUGUUUUGUGCGAUUCUCACCGUCAUUGA